GGUUCGCGACAAGCUGUAAUAGCUCACCUUCCAGCAAUCUUGCUUCUUUUCUAAUCUCGAAAACAAAAACGUAAGGCAAUACCAUCUUUUGACAUCGAUUCAAUUGAUCAUCAUGUCAGCUUCCGAUCAAGAUCCAUUACUUCUCCUGCGACAAUCGAUAGCCUCAGAAAGUCCUUGCAUACCCACUACCACAGAAGAUGCAACAUCCUCAGUAGACCUGAGUCUGGCAACAGCAACCUACCUCCACUUUACCUCACCCCUCCAAGUAUCGAUUCCAUUCACGACAGCCACACGUUUCAUCUCCUCGGACAAACCUGUGAAUCUUCGCAGCAUUUAUUUUGCAUGGCAGCAACGCGAACUAGCGAUCCCAGAAUACAAUGCAUCAUCGACGACACUGAGCGCGCAACUGGCGGCAGAGGGCGGCGCUGGUGGUGAAAUCCAAAAUUUGUCAUUUGUGGAACGCUUGGAUCUUAUUACGUGGUUGGAGGGCGCGUCGGACGAAUCGCAAUAUAUCAAGCCCUUAGCUUCAGAUACGUCAAAUGCGACAGCUUCGGCGAAGGUUGCUUCUGGAGUAGCUGGGGGAAUAGCACCAGUCACGAGUGGUAUGGGAGGUAGACAGGGAAAGAAUGUUGAUCCUAGGUUAGCAGAGAUCUACAAUGGAGAAAGGAGGAUGGGCGACAGGAAUAGUGUGUUGAGGGGGAUAAAACCUACGGAUUUCUCUCAUGUCCGCAAACUCGCAUCUCCAUUCCUCUCACGCAAAUCUGCACAUGCUGCCGCCCAAAAUCUAGCAAACAACCCAGCACUCGCUCAUAACCUUAAACCUGCCCGCCGCCCAGAUCCCAUCAUACUUUUGUCACCAUCCGCGUCUUCUAUUCUUCGCAUGUCUAAUAUCAAAUCGUUCCUCGAAGGCGGUGCAUUCAUUCCUUCAGAUUCAGCAAGCUCCACCUCCAGUUCCUCGGCUUCAAUUCUACAUAUUUCACGUUUCAUACCUUCCAUAGAUCCUGCGCGACCAAUCCGUUUCAUUAUUGUUGACACACCAGAGCAAUUCAAGCCGGAGUAUUGGUCAAGAGUCGUAGCGGUCUUUACUACAGGACAAGUUUGGCAAUUCAAAAACUACAAAUGGCCACAGCCUACAGAUUUGUUCAGGAACACUCUAGGCUUGUUCGUAGGAUUCAGAGGAGAAAGUCUACCGGAUACAGUCAAGGGAUGGGGAAGUGGAGUUUUGGCUUCGCAAGUUGAAAGGUGGGCUCCACAAGCAGGCCCAGCCAGUAGAUGGAGGGAUAAAGAAGUUGUGGAGAAUAUCUGGAAGGCAAUCGAGGGGAAUAUGAAGGCUAGAGGAUGGAGACGAGAUUCUGGUCCAGUCAUUUGAGUCGGAGUGACUGAGGCCAUGGGACAGAAAAUUGUACUAACGAGCGAUUUAAUGCGAAUCAAUAAAAUCGGCGCUCAGGAGUUAUUACUAGUUGAUUUGGGAAGAAGAGUAUUAUGAGAUUCACUGAACCGGUAAUGGUGGAGAACUUGUGCUGCAUUUUACACACCUAGGUAGUCUAUAGGAGGCGUAGAGGUUAUGAAAUUUGAUCAAUCGAAGGACAACCAAAUGAACUUGAAUCAGUAAGGAGCUGAUUCCGACAGUGUACUAUACAGAAAUAUUAGAGGUGAAUAUAAAGAACGUUUGAA
Messenger RNA from Botrytis cinerea B05.10, 1674 nucleotides. It is a transcript of the gene Bccdc73, whose product is annotated as Bccdc73. Gene Ontology annotation, molecular function: RNA polymerase II complex binding. The transcript has 2 exons. NCBI's taxonomy places the organism in Eukaryota, Fungi, Ascomycota, Leotiomycetes, Helotiales, Sclerotiniaceae. Gene Ontology annotation, cellular component: Cdc73/Paf1 complex. Gene Ontology annotation, biological process: transcription elongation by RNA polymerase II; positive regulation of transcription elongation by RNA polymerase II. The record is from RefSeq and is a predicted model, not a curated record. The coding region runs from base 113 to 1369 and encodes 418 amino acids.